AUGGUACAAUAAACUUUGGAACCGUACAAUUCAUGGUUAGUCGGUGCAGGAAAAAUUUGAGACCUCUGGUUAAGCAGUACAAAAGUACUUCCCAACGUUGGUGAAGUUAGCCCAUCAGUCUCAAUCUAUGACGUACGUAAAACCCAAACAACAUCAAAUAAUGUUAACCUUAAUACCAACACGACAAUUCAAACACACUCGUACCAAUAUUUAUGAUAUAUUUUAUGGCCUAAAACAUAAACAUUGUUGAAAUACACUUGAGGUUCGGUGGACGACGAGGGAAUCAAUUGGCGAGAAAAGGAAAGGGAAAUUAAUAAAGUUAUGACUGGCUAUAAUAAAGAAUGCAUUAAGCUGAGUGCAUUUCCAAAAGUUGUAUAAAAUGCGAUGAUGCAAAAUGUAUACAAUAAAUGUAAAGACUAUCUCCAGAGGAACGGGGAAUUACAGUUUUUAAGCAACAGAUAAAACGUUAUUUUCAAAGACUACUUUCAAAGAUUUUCAAGACUAUAUAAGAUUUCAAAAUUGAGAUAAUUGUUGACGAUGGAUUCUGAAGAAAGUAUUCUAAGACCAGACACUAAUGAGUACGAUUAUGAAGACACUAACAAUGUGGAGGAUGAUUUUGAGGGAGGGCGAGAUGAUUUGGGCAGAGCAAGGAAUCAUUUGGAUGAGGUAGAAGAUGAUAUCGAGAAAGUUGAAGACAGUAAGGGGCAAACUACAGAUCAGCAUUGUCCACCGCUAACAAGACGUUCUUCCGACAUUAGGGAACCGAGACGACGGUCCACCGAUAAGAAGAAACCAAAACGAAUCUCCUCUGAUUUAAAGGAAGAAAGACGAUUCUCUUUUAGCCAAGAAUAUGGAAAACCAGUUCUAAGCACCACAGAUACUAAAGUAGGUACGAAGGUAGAGAUUUCGUGUCCCCACCGGCGCAAACUUCUCGGCCCUAGUACCAUAGAGUGCAUACACGACGGAGAUCACGUGAGAUGGGAUGCCCCGAUACCGAGAUGUAGACUUCAGACAAUGGAGAGGGAAUGGGAAUCAACGAGUCCAGCAGCCCCACGUGGAGGAAAGGUCGGGGGUUUAUCCAGUACCAUAACACUCGUUAUCCCUUUGUCUCUCGCCGCUGUAGCCCUAGUGGCCCUUGUGACAGUUAUUGGCAUAUUUAUGUGGAUUAGUAAAAGAAAAAUCACCAAAGACAGACAACAACGACAAGCAGAGUUCAAUGAACAAGGAAUGAAUGAACAAAAUCAAGAUACGCUAAAAGAGAUAAUCACGAAACAUGAAAAGCGGGCAAUUCAAAACACAUAUCAACCGGGUCUUCCACUAAAACUAUGCUCCUGUCGUGGCUCUAAAAAUCAGACUGCUGGUAGAUCAAAUCCUGCAUUCUACCCACAUAGUAAACCCCAGAGAUUUAGUGGACUACAUAUAAAUAGUGACACUCUGGAUCAUGGCACUGAUCCAAUGAGUGGAUUUAUAAAUGAUCAUCGGCAGUUGCCCAUAAGUGUGAUAUCACAUGAAAAAAUUGGGAAAGUCUAUGGUUCAAACAAGCGAUAGAGGCUCUUGGAUGAUAAUCCUUGUAGCAACCAGCCUUAAUUGUGUUUGUACGUAGACAGUAACGUCGAUCUCAAAUGAAUACCUCAGUUUAGGCUCGGGCUGGACCCGAAGGUGAUUUUGCAUUAGUCUCCAAUGUAAUAGUCUCUUCUUUCAAUCCAUUACAAGGAAUUAUUUAAACAUCAUGGGGGAAUAUUGAUAUGGUAUACAUCACAAUUACUAUUAUAAAUGUAUUAUUUAUUACUUACAUUUCAUACAUAAAGUUAAAAUAAAAAUAUACUUUCAUAC
This is a messenger RNA of Owenia fusiformis, 1833 nucleotides long. The record is from the annotation of a GenBank genome assembly. NCBI's taxonomy places the organism in Eukaryota, Metazoa, Annelida, Polychaeta, Sabellida, Oweniidae.